AUUGACAAUUAAAUUCCUUCAAAAUUGUUCUACUGUGACGUGUGGGAGAGGUGCUCGGGGACAUUGUUGCAUCAAAUUUAAAGAAGACAGUGGCAGACAAUUGCCAAACGCACAUAUAUGCUUGGAACCCGCUUUAGGGUUUUAGCGAAGCCGCAAUCCGUUUACCACCUCAUCAGCAACCCGAUCAAACUUGCAGCGCCAAGCCUCUUCCGUCAUUUUCACAUUAAGACUCCUCUUCAAUCUUCUCCGGCCAACAAAGCUGCGAUGGACGGUGGACAUGAAGACCCAGAGAAGAAAAAGAAGAAGGAAGAAAAGGCAAGAGAGAAAGAAUUGAAAAAGCAAAAAGCAUUAGAGAAAGCUGCCAAGCUUCAGGCGCAACAAGCAUCCAGUUCUUCUAAGAAGAGUGAAAAGAAGAAGGUAAAGCGUUCCAAUGAGGAAGAGGAUAAUCCAGAGGACUUCAUCGACCCAGAGACUCCAAUGGGCGAGAAGAAACGGAUGUCUAGUCAAAUGGCGAAAGGGUACAGCCCAAGUGCUGUAGAGAAGUCGUGGUAUGAAUGGUGGGAGAAAACGGGGUUCUUUGUGGCAGAUGCUAACAGCUCCAAACCUCCAUUUGUCAUUGUUUUGCCACCUCCCAAUGUGACUGGUGCCCUUCAUAUUGGACAUGCUCUUACUGCUGCUAUUGAGGACACUAUAAUUCGUUGGCGGAGAAUGUCUGGAUACAAUACCUUGUGGGUGCCUGGAAUGGACCAUGCCGGGAUAGCAACACAGGUUGUUGUAGAAAAGAAGCUAAUGCGCGAAAGCCAGUUAACCAGGCAUGAUAUUGGCAGAGAGAAAUUUGUGUCUGAAGUUUGGAAUUGGAAAAAUAAGUAUGGUGGCACCAUUUUACAGCAGCUCCGCCGUCUCGGGGCUUCUUUGGAUUGGUCCCGUGAGUGCUUUACAAUGGAUGAGAAAAGAUCAAAGGCUGUGACUGAGGCUUUUGUAAGGCUUCAUGAGCAAGGGCUUAUCUACAGGGAUAAUCGCCUAGUGAAUUGGGAUUGUGUCUUGCGGACAGCAAUAUCUGAAAUUGAGGUGGACUAUAUUGAUAUAAAAGAAAGGACAUUUCUAAAGGUCCCUGGGUACGAGAACCCUAUUGAAUUUGGGGUUCUAACUUCAUUUGCCUACCCUCUGGAAGAAGAUUUGGGUGAGAUUAUUGUGGCCACAACUAGAGUGGAAACUAUGCUUGGUGAUACAGCUAUUGCUGUACAUCCUGGUGAUGAAAGGUAUCAGCAUCUUCAUGGAAAGCAUGCCAUUCAUCCUUUCAAUGGAAGAAGGAUUCGUAUAAUAUGUGAUGCGAUUCUCGUUGACCCAGAGUUCGGGACUGGUGCUGUAAAGAUUACCCCGGCUCAUGAUCCGAAUGAUUUUGAUGUUGGAAAGCGCCAUAAUCUUGAGUUUAUCAACAUCUUUACUGAUGAUGGAAAAAUAAACCAGGAUGGUGGAGAAUUUGCAGGGAUGCCACGUUUCAAAGCCCGAGAGGCGGUGACUGAAGCACUAAAGAAGAAGGGCCUCUUUAAAGAAGCUAAGGCCAAUGAGAUGCGCCUUGGAAUUUGCUCUAGAAGCCAAGAUGUUGUGGAGCCCAUGAUUAAACCCCAAUGGUAUGUGAAAUGCACUGGUAUGGGAAAAGAAGCCCUUGAUGCUGCUAUAGAUGAAAAAAAGAAGCUUGAGAUCAUCCCGACACAGUAUACUGCUAAUUGGAAGAGAUGGCUUGAGAACAUUCGUGAUUGGUGCGUCUCAAGGCAACUCUGGUGGGGCCACCGUGUUCCUGCAUGGUACAUAGUAUGUGAGGGUGAUAAUCCGGACAAUUUUGGUGCAUCAUAUGAGCGGUGGGUGGUUUCAAGAAACGAGGACGAGGCCCAAGCACAGGCUAGUAAAAAAUAUGACGGGAAGUUUCAAUUAUUUCAGGAUCCUGAUGUGCUGGAUACAUGGUUUUCUUCUGGUCUCUUCCCCCUGUCUGUGUUGGGCUGGCCGGAUGAUACAGAAGAUCUGAAGGCAUUUUAUCCUACUUCAGUUCUUGAAACUGGGCAUGACAUUCUCUUUUUCUGGGUUGCUCGCAUGGUGAUGCUUGGAAUUACAUUGGGUGGUGACGUACCUUUUACGAAGGUAUAUUUGCACCCAAUGGUUCGUGAUGCACAUGGGCGUAAAAUGUCAAAGUCCUUGGGGAAUGUCAUUGAUCCACUUGAAGUAAUAAAUGGUAUUUCCCUUGAAGACCUACACAAGAGGCUUUUGGAGGGGAAUUUGGACCCCAAGGAAUUAGCUGUUGCCAAAGAAGGGCAAGUAAAGGACUUUCCUAAGGGUAUUGAAGAAUGUGGAGCAGAUGCUCUACGUUUUGCUCUUGUCUCUUACACUGCUCAGUCUGAUAAGAUAAAUCUGGACAUCCAAAGGGUCGUGGGUUAUCGUCAAUGGUGUAAUAAAUUGUGGAAUGCAGUGCGAUUUGCCAUGAGCAGGCUUGGAGAUGAUUAUGUUCCGCCCUCGGAUGUAAAUCCAGAUGUGCUUCCUUUUAGUUGCCAGUGGAUUCUCUCAGUACUAAAUAAAGUCAUAUCCAAAACUGUUUUGUCACUGGAAUUGUACGAGUUCUCAGAUGCAGCCACUUCAGUGUAUGCUUGGUGGCAGUACCAGUUGUGCGAUGUUUUUAUUGAAGCUAUCAAGCCUUACUUCUCUGGUAACGAUCCAAAGUUUGAGUCUGAAAGGGUUUUUGCACAAGCCACACUAUGGUUAUGUCUCGACAAUGGGCUGCGGUUGCUUCAUCCAUUUAUGCCAUUCGUCACAGAAGAACUGUGGCAGCGGCUUCCAUCACCAAGGGAUCACAAGAGGCCAACAUCAAUUGUGAUAUCCGAAUAUCCAUCCACUGUAGAGCGCUGGACAAAUGAAAGGGUGGAAUCAGAGAUGAACCUUGUAGAUUCUGUUGUGAAAUCUCUCCGUUCACUUGCAAAAGAAAGUCGUGAAAGGCGGCCAGCUUUUGUGCUUUGUCGGACACCGUUAGAUAGGGAAAUACUAUGCAGCCAUCAACUGGAGAUUGAAACCCUGGCCAAUCUGUCAUCUUUGACAGUAAUCAAUGAGAACGAUGCUGCUCCAACUGGAUGUGUGGUGUCUGUUGUAAAUGAAAACCUUUCUGUCUAUCUCAAGCUCCAAGGAAGUCGUUCUAUAGAAGACGACCUUGAAAAGAUCCGGAAAAAGAUGGAAGACAUUACAUUGCAGCAGGAGAAGCUAUCUAAGGCGAUGAAUGUAGCUGGUUACAAAGAAAAGGUCCCUGAGAAGAUUCAAAAAGCCAAUGCUGAAAAGCUCGACUCGCUUGAGAAGGAAAAAUUGUCGCUGGAAGAAGCAAGCCAACACAUGGAAGCACAGAUAUCUUCUGAGCAAUGAACACGAGUGAUUUUCAAUUUUGUCCAGUGACUUCACUUACAUGCAGAGACACCUUCAAGGAGAGAAGGAAACCCCAAAAGGACGAAAUUUCGCGUUGCAUUGUUGUUAUAUGUAAUACAUUUGGAGAAUUAGACUACAAAUUCUUAUACAAUAACACUGCAGAGAUUUAAUAACUUAAAAAA
Messenger RNA from Prunus mume (Japanese apricot), 3578 nucleotides. Its product is annotated as valine--tRNA ligase, mitochondrial 1-like. The record is from RefSeq and is a predicted model, not a curated record. Gene Ontology annotation, biological process: valyl-tRNA aminoacylation. Gene Ontology annotation, molecular function: valine-tRNA ligase activity; aminoacyl-tRNA deacylase activity; ATP binding. Gene Ontology annotation, cellular component: cytosol. Lineage: Eukaryota; Viridiplantae; Streptophyta; Magnoliopsida; Rosales; Rosaceae.